GAGCUCCCCCUUCCACUCCUCCUCUGGCCCUGGUCCGAAUCCCCCAUCCCCCUCUCCAUCUGGCCCCAGUCUGAACUCUGCCUCCACUCUAACACUCAACUCCAAACUGAACCUUGACUCAACACUGUCUCUCGGCCCCAGACUUCCAUUCUCUUUUUUAUCUGACAGUACAAGUACGAUCGAUAAUACGCCAUUAUUAAGUUUGAAGAAUUCAUUAGCUCCAUCUCCAGUUAUUCAAAACAAAGACCAGAGGAAUGUGAUGAACCAAAGCAGAACCAAACUGAACAGCCAGCCUGCCCUGGACUCAUCAGAACGACCCUGGGGUACAGAUUCCAACUCAGAGCAGCUGCCACUGCUGACCAGCACAUGGACUGUGGAACCCGCUGAGAUGAACACUAGUGAAGAAGACAUGGAUACCAGAAAUGAUGCCAAUACUCGCCCAGUCAGUAUUUCACUGGGAGGACCAAAAUCCCCGCUAAAGAUCUCAGGAGAUCUUGUAACCAGCAUUUCACCAAACACUGACCAAGCAUCAACAACCCAAUCAGCAGGAACAAUGCCACCAAUGGCAUUUAAAAUCCCGUCUGUCACAGCGAGCAUUUCUGGAGAUGAGGUUUCCAAUGAUCAGUGGAGGAGCAGCCAGCAGGGCCGCUCAUGCACACAUGGCAUCACUCUUUCGGCAGACCCUGAGAUUGAAUUAGUGACAAGGCCCCAGUCAUGGGAUGAAGUGAAGGUUCCAGUCACGUCGACCCCAGCUCAUGACCUUUCAGCUCAUUUAAGUAUUCUUGCUGACGAGGGAAUUGUGGAGAUUUUCCCAGGAAGUGGUUCUGUGAACAGGGUGGAAAGAUCCAGUACAGCAAGCGACACAGCAUGGACUGAAAGUCAGGACCAAAACUCCCUUCCGGGUGUCCCUGCCAACCCCAGUGAGCUUAUCACACCUCACUCAGAACAAGGCAGGAAACAGGAAAGUGAGUCAGAUCAACAUACACUUUUCUUCUCUCAGACCACUGACAUUUCAGAAUUGCUCUCCACUCAAAAUGUAAACACACAAAAUCUCGUAAACAGCUUCAAGAUGGAUCCAGUGGUAGGGGCAGUGAAUCAGCUAGAAACCACUCAUUGGACAUUAGAUUUCAAAGGCACUUCAUCAGAUUUUGAUGGAUCCAUUACAUCAACUCUCAACCAAGUAAUGAUUAAAUCUGUGUCCAAUUCCGGGAACAUGUUUGAAGUUCCUGAGCUGAUGACCCAUUCUUCAAACCUUCCAGUACAGGAAGGUGCUAAAAAAGAUACCACAACACUGAGCUAUGAGUCAGGACCCAGUGGCAGUGAAUGUCUCCCUGAAAUACUUCCAACAGUUGCCUCUCUGAGUAGUGCCAUCACGACACAGAGUGCUCGAUCACAGUUCCCAGUAACGGAUAAAAAUGCCCUCACGACACAAGGGGAAUUGUUCACUAACAGAAUCCUCAGCUCCAUUUCAUUGACUCCAGGUAUGACUUUCGCUGCCAAUUCUGUUGAUGGAAGUGGAGGUGAAAUGGUGUCAAGUGAAGUGACAGAGGAUAGUGGUGGUGUUACAGGCAGGGGCUCUGAGAUUCUGAGUACUAGAGACACCCCAGUGGAGGGUGAUGGGAAUGUGACACUGUUAACCUUCACUAAAGAUGGAACGACCAAGGUGAUGGCCACUCACAGCCAAAGGUUAGAGGUUACUCCGAGGGCUAAAAGCAGUUCAGGAAUCUCAGUCAUUUUUGACUUACCGGGGACUGAAAAGAAUGGCAACAGAAUGAAUACUCUCCAUGACAGCACUAUUGAAAUGAUGGUUACCGUAGAACCUUCUGGUAAAACCACAUGGUUCGAGGGAGGAACCAGUUCACCGUCAAAUUCUGGAGGGAAAAAUACAGGUGGGUCUCAAACUGAAGGUAACAUAGUAUAUGGGGACAGAGUCCCAUCAUUCAGCCCAAGAACACCCGCACCAGAGCCCAUCACACCACAGCCACCAGCGAGUGUAAGCCCAACAUCUGUUGAAGUUGAUCACAGUGCAUCUCCACCUAAAGAAAUCUUUCCAACCACCCUAUCACUCACAUGGUUGCCAGAGAGAUCUUCAACAGACUUGGAGGCGUCCCCAUCACUAUCCAGUACUCGAGGAACCAUUGCUCCAACCUUAAGUAAAACCAAAAUGCCCAGAUCUGACAAUCCAAUCUCAUCUUCAGGAAGGACAACUGAGGCACAAACAUCUGCAGGUGAGAGGCUCAGAGAGACAUUAACCUCAGUAAUGAACCAAACUUUCCAGAAGGUGACUGAGAUGAACAGAUCAGUAAUUGCUUCGGGAACACCAUCCUUUACUCCAGGAUCCUUGGAUCAAGCUCAGCCUGAUACCAGACCCCCAACAUCUCCUUUGCUUCCAGUGUUGACCGACUCUGUUGUUUCAGUGACAAACUUGGCACAGCUUCUGCCAUCUAUAUCCACCUUUGAGACAGCAUCUCAACCAUCAUCUGACCAGACUGGCACAGGGAGUUCACAAACAUUUGGCAGCUCCUCUGCAACUUCUGGUGUCUCAGAUAGAGGGGAACCAACCUGGCCAACCACCAUCGAUUUGAAGAUUACAGUUCCUCCUCCUCCAGCUUUUUCUUCUGCUGAAGAGGAAGAAAAGCUUGUAACCAGUGAGGAAACUACCUUGUCAUGGAUGCUUCGGGUGAACCAGUUGGGAUCACAGCCUAAUGAUGGUUCUCCAGUCACACACGUUGGCACAAAGGAUCUUAACAGCAAUGUAUCCCAAUCAGCCAAGCCCACAGGAAACAAACAGUGGCAAAGGGAAAUAUUGUCAACACUUGCUGCUGCACACUCUGCCACCACUGAGGGCUUUUGGACUUGGGGUCAAUCUGAUUUAGGGACACUGUCAACUGGCCAUGGGGUUGUCCCAACCUCGGGGUCCUCAGCUUCUCCUGAAGGAGCCACGUCACUUCCAGCAGUUACAAUUAUAGCCAAGUCAGUGAUAACUCACAGGAUUCCCACCACCCCAACACCUAGACGCAGUGACAGCUGGACACUGGGCAAGGUUGACACCUCUCCAAACUCACCCACCCCAGGAUUGGGAAUGCUGAUAUCACUGACGCCAACGUCGCAGCCUCUGCACUCACACAUUAACCCAACACCUUCAGAGAGAGCUGUGCAAACCACAAUGCACCAACCUACACUAGGCACACUCAGGGAGCUGAUGAACUCGGUCCCGUCGUCCACUCCAACAGAGAAACGUAAACAAAUUUUCAUCGUGGGGAAUAAGCUGCCGCUGAUCAAAGAGGGCGUCACAGUGAAGAUUCCAACAAAACUCAUUCUGGACAAGAAUUUUACUGUCCAGUUGGAAGACUCAACAUCUGAAGAAUACCAGAACCUGGCCAAGGAUUUCACACACAAAGUUUCUCCAUUUUAUAAGAAACUUCCUGGAUUUAAGCAGUUGCUGGUUAAAUACUUCAGUGCGGGCAGCGUGUUGAUCGAGUUCGAUGUUGUCUUCAUUGCAAAGGAAAUCCAAGCUUACCUGCUGGACCCCAAUUCGAUCUUCAAUGUUACUGGCUUGUACAAUGCGAUCUUAGGCGGCUUUGAGAUUGACAGAGCCCGGGUGCUGAGAGUGUAUGUUUCAGAGGAUUUCAUUGCUUUGUGCGGUGAGGUGUUUUCCUGCCAGACUGGGUUCCAGUGCAUUCACAGUGAUACGAAGAAUGUAAGCUGUACCUCCCUUUGCCACGUUGGCUACUGCAAAAACAGUGGCAUCUGCACCCACAACCAGGGCCAGGGGCCCAUCUGCCAGUGCCCUGUGGGCAUUGAUUACUGGUUCAUGGGUCCCAGGUGUGAUCACAGAAUGACCCGGCAGAACCUGAUUGGAAUCGCACUUGGUGUAGUGCUCAGUCUCCUGGUUGUCAUUACUGCUGUUGCGAUCGCUAUCCUCAGAAGGUUCAAGGUCUUGUUGAUUGAGGCCAAAAUUGACCAGACGAAAAGCAGUUACAAGCGCUUCAGUCGGUUUGAUGAUUUCUCCAAUCAAUACCAGUCCCAGUCCUGGCUCAACUACUCAGUCAGUUCUUUGGACAAUCCUGGCUUCAGUAACUCAGAUGAGCUGAUCCACCUGCAGAUGUUGGACAGCAGUUACUACUCCUGUCAUGAGGAGUCUGUGACAGGUACCUACAGCAGCUGGAGGACAGCCCCCCACGAUCGAUCAACCUUCAGGCACAGUUUACAAAACAACCUGGACGUCAGUAUCAACAGCAUCAAUGAGCACGCUGGGGACUCUGGAAAAGCCAGUGACUUGUCUGUUUACAGCUGGCCCAUUGAACCUCUCCAGUGGUCACCCUUUCCAAUCCUGUACCAGCUGAGCAGGGACAGACCUUUUAAAGCUAGGAGGCCUCGUUCAUACUGCGAAGGGAUGGAACUUGUGAGCAUGGAAAGAAAUUGGACAGCUUGAAAACAUGCAGAAAAGUCAUCAUUCUUUUCCUGAAGGUCAGGCAUGUUUUCCUCUGCUUACGUUGGGAGCAGUACACCCACCAGCACAGUAUCUUUUUCCAUGUUAUUGUACUGGAUGCACUGUGCAAAAACAAUCAGCCAUCCACUUGGCUUUAGAGUUUAACGUCGCUCCUGAGAGUGCAAGCUUCCUGUGGAACCAGGCUACAAGCAGAAGAUUAAAACAACACACCAUCUGCUGACUGCACUCUGACCUUGAGCCUGUGCUGAACAGCGAGCCACUUCAUUUUUUCGUACACACAGAACAUGGCACAGGCUCCAGCGGGAAGGAGGCAUGGACACUUAAAGAAUGGGUGCAACUUUGAAGUUUGGAUUGAGACACUGCAAGAGGAAAGAGACAACUACUGUCCAGAGAUAAAACUACAGAAAAUAAAUGGCAAAGUGAAGGGGUAUAAAUGCUGAGCAGCCAAAAAACGUCAUGAUUUAUUAAUAUUUGAAGUAACUUCAUAAUUCAACACAACCAAAUUAUACAUUUUACAAUCACAUUCUAUUUGUAAACAGUUAAAAAGCCACUGACUUGUUUGCAUCUUCCAACAGACAGUUAUAACAAAGGCAAUGAAAUGGUGGCAUUGUCUGCAGUGUUAAAAUCGUGUCCUGGUUUGUCUGCUCUCUGUACAAGCACGAAUGAAUACAUUUAGUGGCAAAACAAAACAAGAAGUGUAAAGUAACUCGUUUUCUGUAAAACUCUUAUACGCAAACUCUUACAUUAAAACGGCCUCUUACGGA
Carcharodon carcharias (great white shark) is the source of this 5217-nucleotide messenger RNA. RefSeq names its product mucin-17. The transcript is spliced from 9 exons. Bases 260 to 4435 code for a protein of 1391 amino acids. The record is from RefSeq and is a predicted model, not a curated record. NCBI's taxonomy places the organism in Eukaryota, Metazoa, Chordata, Chondrichthyes, Lamniformes, Lamnidae.